AUGUUAACGGUGUUGAUACUUCUAUCGUGUUUCGUGUUACAAGGUAGUUUUUAAUGAGUUAAAUUGAAAGUGUUCCUAAAUAUUUUUUUUCAGAUGCAGCAAUUAUCAAAUUCGUCAAUUUCAAUGAUCAUUUUCAAGUGAAAAUUGAAAACGAAACAUUGAAUUCGAAUAUUCUACGGAAAUUCAAUGAGGGUUAUUUUGGAGUUCGAGCGGUAGAAUCUGAAAACGGUUCCGUUCUUUUCGAUCGCCCUAAUGUUCUUGUUUUGUGUAGUAUUCAAGGACUCGAGAAGGUUAAAUUUGAAGGGAAGGAAUUUGAAUUUAACGGUGACUUCGAAACACAAACCUUUCUCAAUAACAUGAAUCAAGAACUUGAUGAUGGUCAAUUCAAAGUUUUGACUAUAAAUGAACAUGGAACAAUUGAGGGAACUCCGAAAAAUCUUGUUGGUUUAGCCAAUAAUCAAUCGAUAACCAAGAAAACAAUAAAUCCAGCAUUGAAUGAACAACUUGGUGCUUUAUUUAAAUUGGAAACCGCACUGAAGGAUUACAAAAAAGAAGAUGGAGUUGUUCAAAUAUAUCAAAUUCAAUUGAAAUUCCCUCCAAUUCAUUCGAAACUUGAAAAUCGGACAGUAGCUCUCGAAUUAUUGCAAACUGAAUUGGGAAAUGUAAUUGGCGCAUUGAGAAAAGUUUAUGAACAUCAACUUCUUGUCGAAAUUUAUACCCACAAAAAUUCGGAACAUGUUCAUCAUCACGAAAUUCGCGACCUCAGAGAGUUUUAUAGCAAAACUUUUCAACUCGCAAUUCGAAGAGGUGUUGAUUAUCCAGCUAUGUUUCUCAUUGUUUCGGGAUUGAUUGCCUUCUUCAGCUUUGUAAGUUUAAUUAUUAGGAAAUUAGGAAAUUUAUAGUUUUUUUUCAGGCUGUAAUUGCUGCUGUAAUUUUUAUGUGGGAUACUCAAGAUAUGGGAAAGAACUCGAUCAUUUAUCGACUUACGAGUAAUUACAAGAAAAAAGUUUGAUCUUCUUGUAUUUGAAUAUAAUUGCACACGUGUCAUAAAGUUUCACAGAUCUUCAUUUUUAUUUUCAAUUUUAUUGUCCAUCUGAAACGUUAAUAUCGUUUUUGAAUAUCUGAGAAUAAAGCAAGAGCGAAAAUCGUAACUCCAUUCUAAUUUAAUGUUGCAGAUGCUGAAAAUCGGUACAUUUUUAUCAAAAAGUUUACUUCAAACAGCUCCCCGAAGAUUGUGCAGCAUUGGAGCAACAACUAAAGAAGAUGAGCCAAUUGUUUUAGAAAAGAAUCCGUACACAAAAGAGCCAAGAAAAUGUUUAUUAUGUUCGACUGGAGUUGAAUUGGAUUAUAAGAAUUCGAGAUUGUUGCAGGUUUGUCGUAUAAAAAUAUGUUUUGUGAUCUAGAAAAGGAACUUCGGGAGCCGAGUUGAAAAGCUCUUUGUUGCUCAAAAAUGUGAAAAACGGUUCCGUAAAAAUUCUCUGGUUUUCUUUUCAAAGUUCUACCUCACAACACAAUUUUUCAGCAAUUUGUUUCAACAUUUUCUGGUCGAGUUUAUGAUCGACACAUCACUGGUCUUUGCGAUAAACAACAAGAGAAAUUAAUCGAAGCAAUUGCGAAAUCAAGAAGAGCUGGAUAUAUGCCAAUCUUUGUCAAAGACCCCAAAUAUACACGUGAUCCAAAACUUUUCGAUCCACUUCGCCCACUUCGAUCACAUUCUUUUGCCUAA
Messenger RNA from Caenorhabditis angaria, 1726 nucleotides. The record is from the annotation of a GenBank genome assembly. Lineage: Eukaryota; Metazoa; Nematoda; Chromadorea; Rhabditida; Rhabditidae.